AUGGUACAUUUAAUGGUGCAUUUAGUUGAAGAAGCUAAACUUGGUGGCCCGGUGCAUUACAGGUGGAUGUACCAUCUAGAGAGAUCAUUUGUUUGGCUAAAGUCACUUGUGCGCAAUAGAGCUUAUCCUGAAGGUUCUAUUGCUGAAGGAUAUACUGUUGAAGAAUGCUUGAUCUUUUGUUCAAGAUUUCUAGAAGGAACCACACGUUUCACAAGAACAUCUAGGAGCCCUGAUCCUUCAGAUAAUACAAAGGGCAUGUACAUGUUUGAUAGUGUUGGUGAGCCAAUUGGAAAGGCUGAUUUGAUUGGUAGACACUUUGCUGACUGGUUGGAACAAAAGGUUAUACUAGAUGAUGGACCGGAUAUCACAGAAAAGAUAAGAGCAUUAGCCGCAAAACCAAGCAAAUGCGGGGUGCGCUAUAGUGGCUAUAUAAUUAAUGGUUUCAGGUUUCAUACUAUCAGUCGCGAGACAGGACACGUGACACAAAAUAGUGGUGUCGUGAACCUUGCUGAAAAUGGCGUGUCCUAUUAUGGUCGGUUAUCUGACAUCUUCGAAUUGUCAUACAAAGAUUACAAGGUGGUCUUCUUUAAAUGUGAUUGGUAUGAUGUUCAUCACAAAGCUGGUAUUAUAAGAGAUGAGUUUGGAUUCACUCAUGUGAACUUCUCCCGAAAAAUACGUAGAGGGGAGAAGUUAGAGGAUGAACCUUUUGUAUUUUCUUCCCAAGUGGACCAGGUCUUCUAUAUCCAAAAUCCGAGAAGUGAGAAUUGGAAUACCAUGGUGAAAUUCAAACCUCGUGAUAUUUUUGACAUGGGUGGAGAACCAUCUUCAGAUGAAACAGAGUAGUCUUUGUGUUUUUAGCUUGUUAUCUCCAGCUAAGAUAUAGGUUGAGCAAUUGUCAUCCAUGCUCCUAGGUAGAAUUACUCCAACAUAAUUAUUCUAGCUGGGUGGAUCUUCUUCGGAAUGUAUGUUACUUUGUGAUGAACGAGCCUAUGGUCUUUU
Molecule: messenger RNA, 999 nt
Organism: Triticum urartu
Lineage: Eukaryota; Viridiplantae; Streptophyta; Magnoliopsida; Poales; Poaceae
Source: RefSeq, a predicted model, not a curated record